CCGAGGCGGCAGGGGCGGGAGCGCGCGUCCGUGGCGGGAACGGGAGCGCGCACAAUAGGCGUGGUGGUAGAGCAACUUCAGCAGUUCCAAGAGCGGCGCGGCGAGGCUCCAGGACCAGACAUGGCGAACGCGGGUUUCCAGAUGCUGGGCUUUGCCCUGGCGCUACUGGGCUGGGUGGGGGUGAUCACCAGCACGGCGCUGCCCCAGUGGAGGACCUCGUCCUAUGCCGGAGACAACAUCGUCACCGCCCAGGCCAUCUACGAGGGGCUGUGGAAGUCGUGCGUGGCCCAGAGCACCGGGCAGGUGCAGUGCAAGGUGUACGACUCCAUGCUGCAGCUCGGCGGCACUCUACAGGCUACACGAGCACUAAUGAUCAUCAGCAUCUUGCUGGGAGGCCUGGCGCUGUUGAUUGCUGUCGCGGGAAUGAAGUGCACGACCUGCUUAGCGGACGAUGAGGUGAAGAAGGCGAAGGUUGCAGGCGCUGGCGGAGUGUUCUUCAUCAUCUCAGGGCUCAUGGCACUGAUCGCCACUGCUUGGUUUGGACACAACAUCGUGCGGGAGUUCUAUGACCCCUUCACUCCAGUCAACACUCGGUUUGAGUUUGGCAAGGCUCUCUUCGUUGGCUGGGCAGCGGCAGCUCUCUCCAUGCUCGGAGGAGCCUUCCUCGCCUGUUCUUGCGCCAAAGGAGGGUCGUCGGACCGCCCCUACCCCCGCUCCAAUCCGUCUGCCGCUAAGAACUACGUGUAAGCUGUCCCGGAGUGGUGCCGCUCCCCAUGGAGUGAACGCGAGCAGCUGGGCACAGAGCGGGGCUGGGCAUCGCCCUUAAUGCUGGUCCCUGCCUGAGGCAGGGCGGGCACGGGGGGCAUCAUCUGUGAGGGCAUCGCUGUGGGAUUGGACACCGGACAAACCUUCACCACUGCACAUGGCCACCCUCCCAACAGCAGGCAGGACAGAUGUGACCCAGUCUGCUCCCUGCCCUGUCCUUGUCCUUGUCCAAUCUCACUCGCGAUACCUUCAUUAUACAUAUAGUAUUGUCUUUUUCAUUUCAAGUAUUCGUAAGUAAUUGUUAGUUUCUUUAUUUAGCGUAGGUUUUAAAGCUUUGCUGCAACAUGUAAGACGUGGACCUCCUACCUCGGGAGGUCUGUGUGGUGGGGACGAUGUCAGCGCUUGGUCUAAUGUCACUGGCUGGUGGGUUCCUGUCUGUUUCAUUGCUGCGGUGGUCCGGGCAGAGUGAACCCCGAGACCUCCCUCCACCCUGACCGGGAUUGAGUGGCCUCAUCCCAGUUUCCCAGACCAAGCUUUUGCUUUAGUAUCUCAACAAAUGGCUGUGAAACAUCAGUGUGAUGGGAUGGACACAAAGUGCCGGAGUAACUCAGCGGGUCAGGCAGCAUCUCUGCCAAACACAGAUAGGCAACGUUUCGGAUCGGACUGAUCAGUCUGAAGAAAGAUCCCAAAACGUCACCCAUCCAUGUUCUCCGGGGACGCUGUUGACCACUGAGUUACUCCAGCAUUUUGUGUAAACCAGCAUUUUAUUUCUACUCCUCGAGGGGUUGGGGUCAUUUGGGUUGUUUACGCUGGGUGAGAGGACCAUGGGGCUCCUCCCAACACAUAUUGACCUGUUCUGCUGACACACGUGGAUUCCAUGUCCGCUGAGGCUGGGUCAGAAGACACGAGUGGCACUGAAACAUCCUGGUGCAGACAGCCAGCGGGAGAAUCCGUGGACUGGCGGUUCACACACGAACAAUUGUUUCUGCAUCGAGUCACAGUCACUUAAUGAUCGGUCAAUGCGGCUGGUUCAACACUCAGUGCAUCUGGUCCAAAAGAUUCUCCCUGAAUUCUUUCUGUUACUUCAAAAGUGUUUAGAACCCAUCAACUUUUUCAACAAACUAAACAAAUGCUGACUGCCACUGCGGCAUAUCCCUGCGGUAAGAUGUCGCCACACUGCCAGUGUGCCCACUCACUCAGCUGCCAGCUGUGGGUGCAGACACUUCCAACUUCUCCCCUGCCUCAGACAUCUCAUGGUUCUCUAUAAACCCUCCCUUCUGUCUAUGCUGCCAGGCCGUUGGCUUUUAUAUUUUGCUUGUUCAAUGGAUUUUACAAUAAAUAAGUCGCCAUUUAUACCACA
Amblyraja radiata (thorny skate) is the source of this 2125-nucleotide messenger RNA. Its product is annotated as claudin-1-like. NCBI's taxonomy places the organism in Eukaryota, Metazoa, Chordata, Chondrichthyes, Rajiformes, Rajidae. The coding region runs from base 121 to 747 and encodes 208 amino acids. The record is from RefSeq and is a predicted model, not a curated record. Gene Ontology annotation, cellular component: membrane; bicellular tight junction. The transcript is spliced from 5 exons. Gene Ontology annotation, molecular function: structural molecule activity.